Messenger RNA from Bipolaris victoriae FI3, 450 nucleotides. RefSeq lists its product as hypothetical. The record is from RefSeq and is a predicted model, not a curated record. Bases 1 to 450 code for a protein of 149 amino acids. The transcript is spliced from 2 exons. NCBI's taxonomy places the organism in Eukaryota, Fungi, Ascomycota, Dothideomycetes, Pleosporales, Pleosporaceae.
AUGGAAAGACGGAGCAUGCAAGAGCAGCGACAUCAUAAAGCAAGGCAGUCUAUGGGUGACAUCGCAGGAGGUCUUAGUCAACACCUUGGGCAUCGCACGUCUUUUACUCGACAGCGCGCAAAGUCGCGCCAGUCUCAAACAGCAACCUCACCACGAGUACUGUCGCCAUCGGAAAUCGAGCAACUGCCUCAGCAAGCCUUGAUCUCUGCAUACUUACGAUCUUCGUAUCAUGGGGACAACGCAGAUCGUCCAGAGAGAAUUUCCUCAGCUGGAUCCUACUACACAGCUUCGUCAUCGCACUACAAAUCGCAAGGCGAAAUGAGGAGAAUAAGCGGGAACUUCAACGCACCAACGGAGAUUGAGGUGGAGCGGCAGAGAAGCCACUCCAAACGGUCACGGGGUAUGGGAAAGCUCAGGGAUGUGUUCAAGGGUCUGGUGCGGACAUGGUGA